Molecule: messenger RNA, 369 nt
Organism: Ramularia collo-cygni
Lineage: Eukaryota; Fungi; Ascomycota; Dothideomycetes; Mycosphaerellales; Mycosphaerellaceae
Exons: 2
Coding region: 1-369 (122 amino acids)
Source: RefSeq, a predicted model, not a curated record
AUGAAGACUUCCCUCAUCACCGCUUCCCUCGCCGCGCUUACGACUUCAACCUUUGCCGCUCCCGUCCCACAAGCAAACAUCAAUACCAAAGCCUUUGGUCGUCCCAAUGACCUCAUGAUGAAGAGAUCCGAAGACAUCACCGAAUCAGUCAAUUACAUUCUCGUUCUCGAAAAAUCCGCAGAUGGUGUAGACGCUUACCAAGAAGAAGUCGAUGCGGUCGCAGAUCCCUCCAAAGUUCUUGGGAAGCGUGGGGAAGAUAUCACGGAAUCAGUCAAUUACAUAUUGGUUCUGGAGAAGAGUAGUGAUGGUGUGGAUGCCUAUCAGGAGGAAGUUGAUGCAGUCGAGGAUCCGGCUGAUGUUCUUGGCUAA